This is a messenger RNA of Chilo suppressalis (striped riceborer), 2062 nucleotides long. Lineage: Eukaryota; Metazoa; Arthropoda; Insecta; Lepidoptera; Crambidae. The record is from the annotation of a GenBank genome assembly.
AUAACAUUAACUAAUUUCUUUGAUUAAUUACACCAUACCUAGCUGAGUAUAGGUACUAUUUUAUACAUAUUUUGUUACAUAAUUUCUUUAACCUGUCAGACUUUUUAAUGAUUGCUUAUCUUUUGUGAUAUAAUAAUAUUACCUGCGUUUAUUUAAACUGAUACCUCAAACUCUGAUAUGUCACGUAGAAAUGAAAACAACAAAAUAAACCUUAUUUCAAAGGAAUAAAGAAAUAAAAAACCAAAUGAGAAACGAUAAAAACAUUAAUUAGUAUAAAAACAAACGGUUCCAUUUGAAAAACGGUAAUUUUAAGUAGUUUGUCUGUGGAAAUGGGCGGUUUUGGCGCGCUUUUACUUUUCUCCAUAUUUGGCGCGAGUCUUGGCACAGAUAGCGUAAAUAUUGUCAAAACGAAAUAUGGCGAAGUUGAAGGCAGUUUGGCAUCAAACGGAGUGUGUUAUGAAUAUUUGGGCAUCCGAUACGCGCUCCCUGUGAAGUUUAAAUCUCCCAAGGAGCCGCCGUCACACUCCGAUGUGUACAAAGCCGAUGGCAGAGCAGUGAUAUGCCCCCAGUUCCCUUGCAAUGAUCCGCUCGCAGUCCCCAGCGACAACGAAGAUUGUCUAGUUCUCAACGUCUUCACCCCAAGCAGCGUCCAAAAUACAACCCUUCCAGUUAUUGUAUUCCUUCACGGAGGAGGUUUCGGCGUCGGUACUGGUAGCCCUAGCAUUUAUGGGCCCCAAUACCUCGUCAGCCACGACGUCAUAGUAGUCACUAUAAACUACAGGUUAAACGCAUACGGUUUCCUGAAUUUAGGAAUCAAAGAAGCGCCUGGAAACGCUGGCUUGAAAGACAUCAGAGCAGCUCUGCGAUGGAUCCAAGAGAACAUCGGAGGUUUUAACGGCGAUCCUGAUAAUGUUACUGUUCUGGGUCAAGGUAGCGGGGGGAUAGCAGCUCUGUAUUUGACCCUCUCAAAGUCUACCAAGGGUUUGUUCCACAAAAUCAUAUCGGAAAGCGGGCCUUUAUUCGCACCUCAAUCAUUCGAUGCUAACCCGUUAAAGACUGCGAGUCAAGUGGCCAAAUCUUUAGAGCUAAUCUCUACAGAUCCGAAAGACCUGUUAACUUUAUACACUGAGACGUCCGUAUUGAAGCUAGAAGAAGCAAUAUCCAAGCAGAUGAACGCUAAAUCCAUCUUCGUACCAUCAGUCGAAGAAGUAUUUGAAGAUGAUGAAGAUGAACCGUUUUUAACUGAUACACCGUUUAAUAUUCUGAGUAAAGGUAUAAAACACGAGAGUUUCAAUCCUGUUCCUAUUAUCGUAGGUCUGAAUACUGUCGAAGGUUUGACCAGUACACUGGAUUAUUAUACGAUUACAAGUCAAAUGGAUCGGAUUAAACAUGAGGAUUUUAGCGUGUUGGACCAGAGAAGUCUUUUAGUACCAGAAAAGGAAAAAGACAACUUCCGAAAGACUUUAAAAGACACGUAUUUUGCUGAUAUCGAUUCCGACGAGACUUUGAUCGGCGGCAUUAUAAAUUUGAACUCGGACUUUUCGUAUGUAGGUCCGAUGUCGCUUUGCAGCGAGUUUUAUGCGAACAGUUCGGGUCUACCAGUAUACCAAUACGUGUUCAAUUACAUUGGUAACAGGAAUUUAGGUAGACUCUUGACGAACAGCAGUUUACCAGCUACUGCCAAUCAGGAUGAGCUCUUCUACGUGUUUGAACUGGAACGACUGCCCCUGCCUAUGGAUGAGGAUGACGCGAGAAUGUUGACUUUUAUGACCAUGAUGUGGACUAACUUCGCCAAAUUUGGAACUCCAACUCCAGACCCUGACAACGGGGAGUGGCUGCCGUAUCCCCACCAUUUGGCCAUAGACUUGGAGCCUCAAUACGUUUCGCCGCUGACACCUGAGAGGGCGUACUUUUGGCGCGCUUUCUAUCUCGAUUUUGGCGCCGAAAUAGAAAAGAAGCGGGAAACGCCGUCGUGAAUCUUGUACGACUUGUAAAAGUUGAAUGUUGUUAAUUUAUUUUUAAUUUUAUUAUGUAAAAGCUGGUUGUUAAUAAUAGUAUUUUU